AUGGAUCUUCCUCGCUAUCAGUACGAGCCUUUGACUAGAUCCGAUGAGAUCCGCGUGCUGAAGCUCAGCGCAACGAAGAGCCGCAUCGAGAUUCGACUUUUCCAUGUCCCAGUCUCGAGCCACAGGUUUGAGGCGCUUUCGUAUGUGUGGGGGAAGCCAGACCAAGCGGAUAAGGCCAUUAUCCUCAAUAAGUUUGGAAAGGAAAUCGGAUGGAUCCCUUUGACAACGAACCUAGCCAACGCUAUGUGCGAUCUGCGAGACGCUCAAGAGUUGACGCGCAAAAUAUUCUGGGUCGAUCAAGUAUGCAUCAACCAGCAAGACGACAAGGAAAAGAAUCAUCAGGUGGGCAUGAUGAGACAAAUCUACACGCGAUCCAGGCGAGUGAUCACCUAUCUCGGACCCAGCGGACCAGAAAUGGAAGAGAAACGAGGGCUUGCAUUGCUUAAGAGAGUCUGUGACUUCCCGUCGGACCUGGAGAUUCAAGUCGACAGACCUUUAGGUGAGAAUGAGAUCUCCACACGAUAUGUCGAGCAAGGCUGGGCAUGGCUGGUGCGCGUUACAUACAGCGAAUGGACGCAGCGGUUGUGGAUUGUACAGGAACAGCUCCUCAACAAGAAGAUCACAACACUUCGCGGACUCCGACUGAUAGAUUGGGACGCCAUCAUCACCAUACCUAUCCUGUUUGCCGUUGGACAUCUGCCCCAGAAGUACCGCGCAAUAGGUCGAAGAGACAUGGGCGAUACCCGAAUACCCUGGGAUAAAGUCGAAGAGACCCUGUACGGCAUUUGGUGGGAUAGACAUGCACGGCUGGAACAUCGAGAUCGCUAUAACUGGUCGUCAUUGUUCCACAAUCUGCAGUGGUACCAGCCUCUACUGUGUGCAGAUCCUCGAGAUCGAGUGUAUGGUAUUCUGGCCAUCUCUCGGGAUGCGAAGACGCUCGGUCUUCAACCCGAUUAUUCGUCCACGAACACUGCAGACGUGUUGUCCAAAGAACUAUCAAUUCGUGUGCUUGAAAGCUCAGUCGAUUUGGAGCUCCUGAGUUUUGCCAUCUCCUGGCGGCGGCCGAAUUCGACGCUUCCUUCUUGGUGCCUCACCCUUGACUCCCCUGCCAAUACUAGCAUUCCUGAAACGCUGCCUCUUCGAGUGUAUACGCCACAUCCCAGGCUCUACAUACAUAAACCUGCACAAUUCCGCAAGGAUAACUCACUUCUAACUGUCAAGGGGCGAGUUCUGGACUAUGUGUCGAUUUCGAGGUCAACCAUUACCUGGGCCCAUGAUGAUCCUCGUGUAACAUCGCAGCUCGAGUUUCUCUCGAGCCUUACAUGUCUCUUACCUGACGGCGUUUCUAUCGAGGAAGUAGCUAGCCUACUUCGCACAGUUACUGCAAGAGCUCCUUGGUCACCACCUUCGGACACUCAGGCCGGCACAAAUGAAGCCAUAGCGUUCCAUUUCUGGGCCUAUCUUCAACACAAGUUGCGUUUGCUCGCAAGAUAUGCCGAGAACUCGCCCGAUGCGUUCAAGGAAUUAACCCAACUCUGCGAUCAUGUUAGGGCGGAAGUUGGACUACUUACUCCUUACAUUGCAGAUCCAGAACUUCCCCAGACCGAUAAUGCGUCUAGAGCAGAAAACGUAGCAGCUGAAAGAGUACAACGGUAUGCGUUGGAACAUGGACGACGUCUAGGCCGUACCCGCGCAGGUCGAUUCUUCAAUGCUAUGUAUCCUAUUCAGGAAAGUGACGCCAUUGUCGCUCUACAAGGCGCCAGCCGGUUGUUUGUUAUCCGCUCGGUUGGAGAUACACACAAGCUCAUUGGGGAUAUUUUCGUUGAUGGGCUAAUGCUUGGAGAGGCGUACAAGGAUCUAAGCCCUGACAAGGUUGAUCACGGUAUUGAUUUAGGGUGA
Aspergillus terreus NIH2624 is the source of this 1899-nucleotide messenger RNA. RefSeq names its product HET domain-containing protein. Bases 1 to 1899 code for a protein of 632 amino acids. The transcript has 2 exons. Lineage: Eukaryota; Fungi; Ascomycota; Eurotiomycetes; Eurotiales; Aspergillaceae. The record is from RefSeq and is a predicted model, not a curated record.